This is a messenger RNA of Trametes versicolor FP-101664 SS1, 1557 nucleotides long. RefSeq names its product acid protease. Bases 1 to 1557 code for a protein of 518 amino acids. NCBI's taxonomy places the organism in Eukaryota, Fungi, Basidiomycota, Agaricomycetes, Polyporales, Polyporaceae. Gene Ontology annotation, molecular function: aspartic-type endopeptidase activity. The transcript has 11 exons. Gene Ontology annotation, biological process: proteolysis. The record is from RefSeq and is a predicted model, not a curated record.
AUGUCUCCAGCCGGAGGGUCCCAGUCACAGGGCGUGUUCCCCGGGCAGACUCUGACCACCCAGUGUAGUUCGGAUACGUGGAUCGAUGUAUCCGUGGGGCCAGCCAUCACGCCGCCGGACAUGUUUUACUCGGGCUUUAACACGUCCACUGCGUAUGCGGACGGAACCGAGGCUCCAGGUAUGGUGAUGCUCGCAAAUGUUACUCUUGGGCCUUACACAGUGAACAAUCAGGCCAUCCGUGUCGUGCAGAAUGUCGCUCCUUCUCCCGAUAUGAUCAGCGGGCUGAUUGGGCUGUCAAUGAUUAAAUCGUCGACCAUUUUCACCGCCUUGUAUAACUCUUCUUACGCCGCGAAUAGCCUCCCCUUGCUAGUGAACGUUUUUGCCCAAACCCAGGAAGAGCACAACUAUUUCACGUUCCUCAUGGACCGGGACGAGCUGGGGGUGACUAAUGGCGGUACUUUCACAGUCUCCGAACUUAUCACCGAGUACGCGUCCAUCACCUCUGCGCCACACAUGAUCCCGGUCAUAGACCAAGGAUGGGAGACUCACAUGGACGGUAUGACUAUCAACGGUCAAUUCAUGGACGGCCAUUCGGGGUUGAUAUCAUACGCAACCCAAUUCCGCGGUGGGCUUCCCCCGGGCAAAACCAUCGCCGUGGUCGACUCUGGUUCUAGCUUCAUGCUGAUUAUGGCGACCUUCACGACAGUUAUGGGACCGCCAGCAUACGUCGACGCUGCGUACAAGAACAUUCCCGGCGCCAUCCUUACCAAUGAUACAGCUGGUGCUGGUCCAGCGUACAUCAUUCCCUGUGACACUAAGUUGAAUCUUACACUUCACUUCGGCGGCCAGCCAUUCCCUAUCCAUCCUCUCGAUGCCGUGAUCGUCAACCAGACGGCGAACGGUCUCAUGGUAUGCUUGAGCGCUCUUAGCAUGAACCUGGAUCCAGUGGAUCUCGCGAGUGACUGGCUCAUCGGUGACACGUUUAUGCGCAACGUGUACUCGCUCUACGACUAUGGGAAUAUGUCGAACCCGAACGCCGGGUUUCCCUACAUGCAACUGCUGAGUAUCACGGAUGCCGACGCUGCAUGGGCGGAGACCGAUGCAUUAAUGCUCAAGCGCCUAGUCGCCUACGAGAGCUACUUCACCUCGACAUAUGGCGUCACCCCGACGACAACGCAGCGCGCGUACGCGGGCCCCACUUCCGCCCCUGCCCUCACCUCUGCGGACGACAAGCAGACGUUUUCACCGCGCCCUUCCGCGUCGGCCGCCGCUGUCGCCUCAUCGUACACUUUCGUUUCCGAGUCAGUCUCGCCGAAUACCUUAAGCGGUGCGGUAGCCGAGAACGCCGUUGUCGGCGACUCCGGAUCCGGCCAUGUCGACCUCAGCGGCCUCACCCGGAACACGUACAUCAUAAUUGGGCUGUUGGCGGCAGCUCUACUUCUUCUAGUCGCUGUCGUCGCACUCGCUGUUCGUGCCAGCCGGGCGAAUAAGGGAUACCGGGCGCUCGGUGCGACGGGUGGUCCGCCGAAGUCGUUUAUGAGUACUUACUCUGAGUAG